AUGGAGGAGGAACCGCCACCACCCGAAAACCCGGCGACUGAUCGUACAGGCGUACCGCCCAAGCGCCCCAGGACGAACUCUGACAGUUCCACAUCCCUCGAAUCCUUACGCUCUACACGGACACUACAGUCUGACGACGUGGAAUUUGUCUACGAAAAUGGACGGGAGUAUGGGAAUGAUAGUUACUACAUGCCAUGCGACCAGGCAGAGAAUGAUCGUCUCGCCAUCCACCACCGUAUCUAUACACACGCCUUAAAAGGCAAGCUCACAACAACACCCGUAACAUCUGCUACCAGAAGAAUAUUAGACCUAGGCACAGGGCCUGGACACUGGGCCGUCGCCAUGGCUCGGCAGCAUCCCCACGCCGACGUCGUAGGCGUCGACAUGGCUGUUUGGGACAUCGAAACCACAGAAGAAAGCGUCGGCUGCACAGGCGUGAACUGGGAAAUCGAUGACCUGGACGUGUGGGGUGUAGAAGACGACUUCGACGACCUGACCGCGCGCCUCCAGCGCUAUGACAUGUCACGCGACUACGCCAACCGCGAGCCCCUCGCCGCGGCCAAAACCUCGCGCUUCAAAAGCGCCCUCUCCACCAGCGACUCCUCUCAGCCCCACACGCCGUCCGACUCCGCAUAUGAGUCGUACAUGCUGGAGACGGAAGCCCAGCCGGGUUGGCACUUCAGCGAGCCCUUUGACCUCAUCUACAUGCGCGGCAUGAAGGGCGUCUUCGCGUACUGGGAAGGCGUCUACGACGAGAUCUACAAGAACCUGAAUCCCGGCGGCUGGAUCGAGGUCGUUGACUUCGAUAUGAGCCUGCCCAACAUCGAGGCCGGCGUCGACAACUUCCCGUUCCCGACGCUCGCGCGCCUGUACCUCGGCGUCAUGCAGGCGGCGUUCAAGUCCGGCCGCCCCGUCGGCACGUUCUACAUGCACCCGACGUACCUCGACGACGCGGGGUUUACCAAUAUCAAGCAGACGUAUGUCAAUGUGCCCAUUGGGCAGUGGCCCGAGGACGAGGAGCAGCGGACGAUAGGCAAGAUGCAUCUGGUGUGUAUCAUGGAGAUGCUGGAGUCGAUGCUACUAAGGUACCUUACUAUGUGGGGCGAUGCGAAUAAGGACCACUGGACGAAAGAGGAGGUGCAGAACAUGAUUGAGGUGGGCAAGGGCGAGAUCAUGGAUUGGGCGUCGGGCACGGAUCGGCUUGGAAAUAUCAGGGAGGGCUGGUGCGCGAGCUACAAGUGGAUUAUUGGGAGGAAGCCGCUGCAUGCUAGGGAUAGGAGGAGGGACUGA
Molecule: messenger RNA, 1290 nt
Organism: Paraphaeosphaeria sporulosa
Lineage: Eukaryota; Fungi; Ascomycota; Dothideomycetes; Pleosporales; Didymosphaeriaceae
Product: S-adenosyl-L-methionine-dependent methyltransferase
Exons: 2
Coding region: 1-1290 (429 amino acids)
Molecular function (GO): methyltransferase activity
Source: RefSeq, a predicted model, not a curated record